Molecule: messenger RNA, 532 nt
Organism: Nomia melanderi (Alkali bee)
Lineage: Eukaryota; Metazoa; Arthropoda; Insecta; Hymenoptera; Halictidae
Gene: RpL30
Product: ribosomal protein L30
Cellular component (GO): cytosolic large ribosomal subunit
Molecular function (GO): structural constituent of ribosome; RNA binding
Source: RefSeq, a predicted model, not a curated record
UUCCUGUAGCGGAAGUGCAGUUCUAUAGAAUUUGUAUUUCAUGACAAUCUCGAACUCGAACUGGUUUCGAGAUUUUUAGGUCUUUCGUAUCCGGCGUGUUCCGUGGCAGUACGCGUGUAGAAAAGGCGCAUAUUUAAUUAACCAAUAAAAUGGUGGCUAAAAAGAAGCAGAAGAAGUCCCAGGAUGGUAUCAAUGCCAGAUUGGCUUUAGUUAUGAAGUCAGGAAAAUGUGUCCUAGGUUACAAACAGACACUCAAGUCCCUUCGGCAAGGCAAAGCAAAAUUGGUCAUCAUUGCUAACAACACACCUCCAUUAAGGAAAUCAGAGAUCGAGUAUUAUGCCAUGUUGGCAAAAACUGGUGUCCACCACUACAUGGGAAACAACAUCGAGUUGGGGACUGCAUGCGGAAAAUAUUUCAGAGUAUGCACCCUUUCUAUUACAGACCCUGGAAAUUCCGACAUCAUCAAAUCUAUGCCUACUGGUGAUCAGGCAUGAAUGUAUAUUUUUUAUUUAAUAAAAAACUGAAAAUCUUA